AUGGAGGUACUGCAUGAUGGGGCAAAGGAGUUGGCUCAAAACGAUCUUAAUUCUGCAAAGUAUGUUAUAUCCGAUGAGAGCAAGUUUAUGUUCUUGUAUGUCGUUACUGAGUUAUUGUGCAAUCUUGUAUGCUACUCUUUGCAUUUUAUUAAUCACAAUAUGGUAUACAGAAUGGUUAACUUCAUUAAUGUAUUUUUAUUAUUUGGCAGCCCUGUUGGAGAAAAUAAAAGAAGUGGUGAAGUAUAUAGACUCUUUGAUGUUGGUGGCCAGAGAAAUGAGAGGAGAAAGUGGAUCCAUCUUUUUGAAGGAGUUACAGCUGUUAUAUUCUGUGCUGCAAUUAGCGAGUAUGAUCAAACACUUUUUGAGGAUGAAAGCAAGAACAGACUGAUGGAAACUAAGGAGCUUUUUGAAUGGAUCCUGAAGCAACCAUGUUUUGAGAAAACGUCCUUCAUGUUAUUUUUAAACAAGUUUGACAUAUUUGAGAAGAAGAUCCUGAAUGUAAGAACCAUCUGUUCCGCUUAA
Lathyrus oleraceus (garden pea) is the source of this 522-nucleotide messenger RNA. RefSeq names its product guanine nucleotide-binding protein alpha-2 subunit-like. Lineage: Eukaryota; Viridiplantae; Streptophyta; Magnoliopsida; Fabales; Fabaceae. The record is from RefSeq and is a predicted model, not a curated record. The transcript has 6 exons. Gene Ontology annotation, biological process: adenylate cyclase-modulating G protein-coupled receptor signaling pathway. Bases 1 to 522 code for a protein of 173 amino acids. Gene Ontology annotation, molecular function: G-protein beta/gamma-subunit complex binding; G protein-coupled receptor binding; GTPase activity. Gene Ontology annotation, cellular component: cytoplasm; heterotrimeric G-protein complex.